Juglans regia (Persian walnut) is the source of this 1790-nucleotide messenger RNA. Its product is annotated as scopoletin glucosyltransferase-like. The coding region runs from base 227 to 1690 and encodes 487 amino acids. Lineage: Eukaryota; Viridiplantae; Streptophyta; Magnoliopsida; Fagales; Juglandaceae. The transcript has 2 exons. Gene Ontology annotation, molecular function: UDP-glycosyltransferase activity. The record is from RefSeq and is a predicted model, not a curated record.
UUCCUCACCCACAGCAAUAGUUAAAGAGAGUCAGUCCGGGCCCCUUGCUUUUGCUCCAUCCCUGUGCAGAAGCGGGCUGCGGCCACUUGUUUUUGGGUAAGCACGAAUAGCCAAUAUCCCCAAUCUCUAAUUUUGCUGCCUCCUGCUGCUGCUGCUUCAUCUCUGUUAAGCCGAACUUCUAGCUUUGUACUAUCUUCCUUCGAGGCCAAUCCAAUACAUUUCAAGCAUGGCUACUGAAAUUGAUCAGCUUCACGUCCUAUUCUUCCGUCUGAUGGCACAGGGACAUAUUUUACCAACCAUAGACAUGGUUAGGCUCUUUACAGCCAGAGGCGUCAAGACCUCCAUAAUCACCACCACUCACAACGCCCAGUACUUCACCAAAACUAUCGAAAAAACCCAAAACUCUCCCACCGAAAUCAGCCUCAAAGUCACCGAAUUCCCUGCCAAACAGGCCGGCCUCCCCGAAGGCUUCGAAAACCUCGAUUUGGUCUCCAACCAAGAACACCACCACAAAUUCUUCGAUGCCCUCUCCUUGCUCCAACAUCCUCUCAGCAACCUAAUGCAAGAACUACGCCCGCAUGCCGUUGUUGCUGACAUGUUCUUUCCGUGGGCAACGGCUCUAGCAUCCAAGUAUGGAGUUCCGAGGUUGAUCUUCCAUGGUACCAGCUUCUUCUCCAUGUGUGCUAUGGGAAGCAUAAUACAGUACAACCCUCACAAAACUGUCUCAUCCGACAAUGAGAAAUUUGUCUUGCCUGGUUUUCCUGACGAGAUAAAGUUGACAAGGAUGAAAAUGCCCCAGUUCAAUGAUAAGGAAGGCGUACUUGAAACAGAUCACCUUACCAAGGUUUUGAAAGAAGCCAAUGAAGCAGAGGGGAGGAGCUAUGGGGUUGUUGUAAACAGCUUCUAUGAGCUCGAACCGGCUUAUGCAAAUCAUUACAUAAAGGUCUUGGGAAGGAAGGCAUGGCAUAUAGGUCCAGUUUCACUAUGCAACAAGGAGGCUGAAGACAAAGGUCAGAGGGGAAAAGAAUCCUCCAUCGAUAAACAUGAAUGUUUGAAGUGGCUUAAUGCAAAGAACAGCGAUUCAGUUGUUUAUAUAUGCUUCGGAAGUUUGGCCAACCUAACCGAUUCUCAGCUAAUGGAGAUUGCAAUGGGUCUUGAGGCUUCUGAACAACAAUUCAUUUGGGUCGUGAAGAGAGGCAAAGACGAAAAAGAAGAGGAAGAUUGGUUGCCAAAAGGAUUCGAGAAGAGAAUGGAAGGCAAGGGACUAAUAAUAAGAGGUUGGGCACCCCAAGUUUUGAUUCUGGAUCAUGAAGCGGUAGGAGGAUUUGUGACUCAUUGUGGAUGGAACUCAACGUUAGAAGGAGUUACUGCUGGGGUGCCUAUGGUCACAUGGCCUUUGUUUGCUGAGCAAUUUUUCAAUGAGAAGCUAGUGACUCAAGUGUUGAAAAUUGGAGUCCCUGUGGGUGCUCAGCAAUGCGUUAAUAUGAUGGGGAAUGAUGCUUAUAGUAUAAAAAAGGAAGCAAUAGAGAAUUCAGUGAGGCGAAUUAUGAUGGUAAGUGAAGAAGCAAAGGAAAUGAGAAGCAGAGCCAAGGCACUUGGGGAGAUGGCAAGGAGAGCCAUGGAAAAAGGCGGAUCAUCCUAUUCCGAUUUGAAUGCUUUAAUUGAAGAACUGAAGAUCCUCAGCGGUUGAUAUAUGCUAGAAACGUUGGGGGAGGUCUCAUAAUAUAAAUGUUCUGAUAUUGAUGGUUUUUUACAGUGAAGUAAUUUGGAUUUGUGCGCAAUUAUAUUAA